Cinara cedri is the source of this 4203-nucleotide messenger RNA. NCBI's taxonomy places the organism in Eukaryota, Metazoa, Arthropoda, Insecta, Hemiptera, Aphididae. The record is from the annotation of a GenBank genome assembly.
GCAAAAUUUACAGUUGAAAGUUUGAACAUAGUAUAAAAAUAUAAACAUCAUUGUAAAACCAAUAAAUUCCUCGCUAGAGUCAGAAUCUAAAAUAUAUAUUUUCAUAUAUAAAUUUUUAAAUUUUGUUUACUCACAAUAUAGGUGAUCUUUAAUCAACUGGGACCACCGGAUACAUAUUCGUUUUACCAAGUUCAUGAAUAAAUAAUAAAUAAACCGCAAUGUAGUUAACUAAAUCUCAAAUUGGACUCGAAGAACGAGAGACUAGAUAUUUAAAUUUUUAAUCAUAGGCUGUACUACACAGGUAGUUAAUAGUGUUUCAAAGUUUUGUAACUAGUUUAUUUAAUUAAGAGUCACAAUUUUCUUGUCUUGUAAAACAAAUCUGUUUAUCUUUUGAACCAUUUCGUCUAUUCUGAAUUGACUUCAACAUUUUAAAGUUUUUAAGUUCUAUUUUCAUUUUUCACAGCCUCGGCCACCACCUUAAAUAGAAUUCUAAAUUAAAAAUUCUAUGAUUAUUGAUUGGUGAUUAGAGAAUCGUGAUUGUAAAUAUUUGAGGUUAUAUUUUUGUGAUUAUUAAAUUAUGAUUAUGUAGAUAUCAAAAAUUGAUCAAGACCAUACAUAUCAAAUAUAUCUUUAAUAUUUAUGUUCAAGACCUGAGUUAUUUUAUUGUAUUAUCAUGGCCUUGAAGAUUAGAGAUCCCUAAUCUUUAUGAUCAUGGCCGUCAUUAAUAAUAAAUAAACCGUUGCCUAUGUUAUGAACUCUAAAUGCCUGAUCCUGUGAUGGUAUUUCAUCGUUUUCGUUAAUUUUAUUCCCUACUUCAUUUAUGAUUUGCAUUAUAAUCUAAUUAAAUUUUGUUUCUACUUUCUUCUACAAAAUCAAAAAAAAAUAUAAUUUCUUUCAUAGUGGAUGGAAUAUUAGAACAAAAACUUACUGCCUACUACGAAUAGUCAAAAUGUCCGCAAAGGUAAAAUAUUUUUUUUUUUAUAAUGUAUAAUACUUUUACAAAUUAAUAUUUUGUUUAUUUAAUUGUACAGCUCGAAUUUGCCGUACAAAUGUCAUCCUUAUCGUGUACCAAUAAAAUACUUGAACAACUCAAUAAAAACGGUAUUUCAAAAUCUGACAUUCAUAUAUCUUAUGAAACUGGAACGGUUACUGUCUGCACAAACCAGCCGUCUUCUGUUAUUUUAGAUUCUAUUGAGAAGACUGGUAUAAAAGCGGUACUAAAAGGUUAUGGAAGUGCUACACGUAAGAAAAUAUUAUCCUAUUAUCCUAUAUUCUCUUUAUAAUAUAUUUAAAAAAAAAGGGAACAAUUCUAGUUUAGCAUAUUAGCGAUUUGUUCAAAAUGUGUUCACAUGUAUAUUGACUGUAUAAAAUACCAAAUAAACUUUAUUUGGAAGUUAUGAAAGAAAACUAACAAAAAUAAUUUUUUUCGUUAUGCACACUGUUUAGUGACAAUUUAAUAUUUAUUUUAAAAAAUUUGUUUUUUAAUGCUUUAUUCAUUGUGAAUAAACAAAAAUGACCUAUUGUAAUUACAUUUUGAGAUUUUUUUUACAUUUACCUUAAAAAUAGCAUUUUUGGAAUUUGUCCAAAAUGUGGUCAACAUUUUACAUUAAAGCUUUUAUCUUUUAUUUAUAUGUAAUUUUUGAUUACAAGUUUAUUUGUUGAAGUCAAAAUAAAUAUAUUUGAGUUAGUUGUAGAAUUACACACGUUAGCUUUCUAUACCUAAUUAAAGGUGCACCUUAUAAAAAAAAAAAAAAAACAAUUCUAAUUAAAAACAUUUUAUUUUAAUAUUACUCAUCCUCCGUCUCCACAGAUUUGUUGUACAGAAUCACAUUGCGUAGGUAAUUGGGAGAAACCAUUGCAUUUUGGGUACACUUAUACUUGCUACGUUUAUUCAGACUGUUUUAAUCAGAAAUAUCCUCUAAUUUUUUGCGAACUGCUCCUGCAAUCAUUUAAACCAUGCAUUGUGUAUUAGUCCAUAAAUACUAUUUUUAAAGUGAAGUACAAAAGCUCUAAAAAUACAAUAAUAAAUAAGUUUUGAUUAUACUAAUGAAUUAAGUAUUAAAAAACACACAUUAUGAAAAAAAUGUUUUAAAUAUUAAACUCUAAUAAAAAGAAGCGAAAUGAAAAAUCAAACUUUUUGAUGUCUUCAUCUAUUACUUCAAAAUGAAAAUAGUCUGGUCUUUUUAAAAAUAUAAAUGUAUAUUUUUAUUUUUAUUGAAGACGACAAUAUGAACUUGGGUGCUGCUGUUGCCAUGCUGGGAGGAUCAACUGGUCAUAGUAGUUUAGGUAUAAAUGGCAUUGUCCGGUUUGUUCAGAUUAAUGAAAAUGAAUGUAUAGUUGAUGGCACUAUCGAUGGAUUACCUCCCGGAAAACAUGGCAUUCACAUUUACGAAUGUGGUGAUUUAUCAAACGGAUGUAAAAAGUAGUGAAUGAUUAAUAUUUCAUCAUAGUUAUUUUAUAACUAACUGAUUUUUUUUUUCAGUAUUGGAGAUCAUUUUAGUUUGAAACAAACACCACAUGGAAGGCCAACCGAUGACGAAAACCUUAGGGUAUAGAUUAAUAACUAAAUAAAUAAUAUUUUGAUGAUAAGUCAUUCUUAUCACAAUUUUAUUUACUUGCUUACCCAUCAUGUUCCAUUUGAUAAACAUUCAGUUACCCUCAUAUUAAAACCUAUUUACCAAAGUGCAUGUGAGUGCAACUAAUCUCAUACUGUUUUUCUCUCCGUUCUUUGCCAUUAAAAUUAUACUCUUCUUUAUUUCAUAAUCAUUAGUUGCCUAUAAAAGUUGUAUGCUUAUAUUUUUGUUUAGCCAUUCUCUUUUUUUUUCUUUUAACUUUCUUUGUCUCUAUUAACUAACUUUUAAAACAAGAAGUAUAUUUAUAAAGUUUGUGUAAACAUAUAACAGUAAAAUGAGUACAAUCUUAAUAAUAUUUAGAACUAUGAAUUUAAGGUACUUUAAAACAUGCUUUUAAAAUCCCUAAAAAAAUAUUACAUGAUUCAAUUAAAAUGUCAAAAUAAAUUGUGGAAAUCCUUGAAUAACCUUGUAGUUAGUUUAACAUUUUUAUAAUAUUAUGUCACAAUUCAUCACCACAAUUAAUUUUAUCUCAUCAAGUCAUGAUAAAUCAAAAUUGUACUUACUUGUGUAAAUUUUUUUUCAAAAACUAAUAUAAAAUAUAAGUAUCAUGUAUAUAGUCUGAUUAAAUAAAAAAUAUGUAUUUCAUGUAAAGAGAAAAAUAAUGUAAAAUUAAUUCAAAAAAGAAAAAAGUGAUCUAAUACAUUUCAAAUGUCAAUAAAUCAAAAUAAAUGUUAAGAAUGCUAUGUUUAAAAAUUUGUAACUUUCUAAAAGUAAUUCCAUUUUACACAUUGUAUAAACUGAAUUAAUAUUUUACAGCACACUGGUGAUUUGGGAAAUAUCACUGCUAACGAAAAAGGCAGAGCAAUAUUUUAUUUUAAAGAUAAAUUAAUAAAUAUAUCAAGCAUAAUUGGUCGAUCAGUUGGCAUAACAGAAUAUGAAGACGAUUUUGGUAAAACCAAAAUAAAUACAUCGGAAAUUGAUGGAAAUAGUGGGAAAAAGUAAAAAAUUGUUUAUCAUAAUUGUUUCUAAAUUAUUAACCUAUUUAUUUAAACAAAGUAUUAUAUUUUCUAGUCGUGUUUUAUUCAUAGUUAUUUUUUUUUUUUUUAGAAUUGCUUGCGGCAUUAUUGCAAGAUCUUCUGGUUUGUUUGAGAAUAAUAAAAAGAUAUGCGCUUGUGAUGGCGUAACUCUAUGGGAAGAAAGGGAUGUACCAUUAGCUGGACCCAGCCGACAAAGAAAAAUUAACAUUUAAACAUUUUACUUUUACUUGGUUUACAUUGAGUGUAUUUAUUGAGGUAUAUAUUUAAUAAAUUAUGUAAAUAUCGUUAUUUAAAUAAUAAGAAGUGUUGGUUAUAUUAUACUUGUGUUGUAUAUGAUUAAUAAAAAUAUAAAUGUUAUAAUUUUGUACAAUUUUUAUAUGUUUUACAAAAAAAGUCAGUUUUAAAUAUCAUAUUAUACCUGAUGUUGAAUUAUUAAUGUCAAUGUUAGUCAAACUAGAGGACGGCGAUUCAAAUUGUAUAGUUUUCAUAGCUUCAGCAACUAGUUGUUGUAAAUUUUUCGGUAGACUAUUCAUUUCAUUGGGAUAUUCUUCCAAAUUAACAUCUGAAAAAAAAAGUACAUCAUGAACUUGGCA